AUGUUUUGUCGAUUUUUGGAUUGUGAACGGAAGGAAAUUGGGGAGCCGUAUGAGAGUGAGGUUUUUCCGGAAGCUGUGAUUUUUUGUCCGAGGAGAAAAGGAGUUAGGUAUAUUUCGGUGACGAGGAAAUUGGAUGAGCAAGUUGGGGAGAGUGUGGAAUUGAGGAGGAGGGAUUUUGAAGGUAGGAGUGAAAAUAUUGAUUUUCGGGAAUUUUUUGAGGUUUAAGAGAUCUAGAGCUUCAAUUUGACACCAAAUUAGUCUAUGUUUCCUGGGAAAGAAUUUUCAGAGGAAAAAAAUUAAACACAUCUUGAAAUAGUUUUGUUUAAUUUUUGGACACUAUUUGUCCAUAUAUAAAUGAAAAUCUUCAUUUUUCACGCAAAAAAUCAGAGAUUUCAUCAAAAUUCACUUGAAAACUUGCGAAAAAACGCGCUCCCUCAAUUAAGCCCCGCCCCUCUUGCACACAAACAAUGGCAACACACACAACCCGUUAACCGUCGCCCACAUCACAAAUUUAUAUAUUCGCGUGUUUUGUGUGUUGUAUCGCUUUCGGGCGGUAGCGAAGCUAUAGCCAAUUUUUUUUGAAUGGAAAACAUUUCAAAGUUAGUCGAAACUAAAAAGUUUCAGGUUUCUUGUGUAAAAUCUAACCUCAAAAAUCCAAUUUUGAGACCAAAAACUCAAGUUUCAGAAAUAUUUUCCAGCUCCCCCACACGAAUUCGCUAUCUGCAUUUCUCCAUUAUACGGAACCGAACCAAAAUGGCUGCAAAUCACCGAAUUCAUCGAAAAUCACAAACUUCACGGUGUUUCCUUCUUCUAUUUUUAUAUUUUAUCAAUUUCUUCUUAUGAUCAAAGAAUAUUGAAUAACUAUCAGAAAUCGGGAUUUAUUGAAAUUGUUCCGAUUCAGGAUAAAUUCGAGAGACCAGCUUUGUUAUAUCAGCAAAUUCAGAUACAGGUAAGGGAAAGGGGACGAUUUAGAGAAGGUUUAAAAAAUGUCGCGUGGUCAAGUGGUAUACACGGCUGCAUACCGUUUGCAAAACCAGGGUUCGAUUCCACCCGCCUCCCAACUUUUUUUCGUUUUUCAGGACUGUCACCAACGCUCGAAAAACCACGCAAAAUGGGUAGCAUUUAUUGAUUUAGAUGAGCGACUCGAAGUCUUCGGUAAUUAUCGAUUUUUGGAUGAACUUCGACUUAUCGAAAAUCCAAACAUCGGAGAGAUUCAAAUGCAAGUUCAGCGAAUUUUAAAAACUGGGGAUUAUCCCGAAAAAUAUGAUGGGAAGCUGGAGAACAUCGGGCGAAGUGUUGCUCAUGUUAGAUGGAAAAAUGCGACGCGGGCCACGUGGGAUGCGAUGAAAUUGAUUGUUAGACCGGAGAAGGUUAGGAGAGGAAUCCUCCAUUUGCAAUUUUGAGGCAUAGUUUUUUUUAGAUCGCAAUUCUCUCCGUUCACUACGUUAUUGCAAAAUAUCCCGGUGUCCAAGCUAUCCAACAAAAUCCCGAAAAAGCUCAUUUCCGACACUAUCGCAAUACAAAAUUCCAAGAUUUCGGUGAAAAUUGGGAAAAUGAUUAUGAAAAUUUCUCAAUUUCCCCGUUAAAUCCAAGGUUUUCCAAAGUUUUGACACGAAAAAUAGCCGAAAAAAUCGAUGAAGUUUAUGGAAAAGUGAAAUUUGAUUGUAAAACAAUGGCCGAAUUUUCAUGGAAAGCUCGAAAAAUGAUUGAUCCUUGUUGGAAGUUACCGCAAAUUGUAUGAAUAAUAAACACUUUUUUUUGUUCUUAAAAGACACUCCUUGUAAGACUGCAAAACCCACCGGACAAAGAAAAAGUCAUGAUCUCAGAAUCGGCCCAAUUUUUUUUCUUAGUAAGCCCCAUGGGUGGGGAACUUUUUCCACCAGGUUAGAGAUCAUAAUAUCGUUUCGGCAAUUUGGUGGGACCGGGUGAAGGGGAACAUUGUUUUUCGAAAAUUUAUCGUAAGUAGGGUUAAAAUUCAUAUUUUUCGAUGAUCAAAAAAGCAUUUUGCUCGUCUUUUGACGCUCUUUUCGAUGGAAAAGAGUAUGCAUUUCGAAUAUUUUUUCUAAAAAAAAUUUUUUUUUCGCCCUAUAUAAACAUUGCUCAGGAGUCAUUUCCGCUCUUUCUAACCGGUUCCAAAAUGUUCCUCGUGCCUUUUUACGUAGAUUUGACUACUUUCAAAAAAAUUUUUCGGGGUCCCUCAUCUUCAAAAAAUCACGUUUUUACGGUCAAUUCAUGUUUUUUGCGCGCGCACACACACAAAUUAGCAUAAAAUAAUCGGAUUUUUAUUGUCCGAGAGGUCCUGGUUCGAUUCCUCACCAAUGCGAAUUUUUUUAAAUUUUUUUGUCUUCUGUCUGAAAGUGUCAAAAAAAGUAUAAAUUUGAGUUUCUAAUGUCAAUUAAAAAUUUUUUACAUGAUUUUGACACUCCUGGAUUGCCUAUUUUCACUUAGAACUUCAGAUUAUCACGAACUUUAGAAUAACAUAUUUGUUUUUGGAAUCCGUCAAUAGAACGGUGAAUAUUAUGGAUUUUUAAAUGUUUAGCUGAUAUUUUAAGAAGGUUACUAAACUUAAAUCGAAAGUUGAAUCGGGUUAACACAAAAAAUUCAAUGUUCAUUGUAUCCAAGUGUGAAAUUGAGACUUAUACUAACAAGGAAUAGAUCCCAAUGUGACCCCCUGAAAAAUUUCGGUUGUAUGUUCAAAUAGUGUCUUAUGGGGAGUUAUGAAAAAUCCAAAGGGGAUUUUGUAAGUAAAAAUUUCUUUCAUGAGAAUCCGGCUGUUGAAAUUAUGAAUAUUUUUCAAAAAGUCAAAAAACCUUCUAUUUUUGAAAAUUCGUAACUCAGCUCAAACUCAACGAAAAAACUCGAUCAAAACCGUAUUUUAAAGCUUGAAUUGCGUUCUUUUCGGUUUUUUUAAAGUACAGUUAUCAAACAUUGCAUUUGAUACAUAAAAAAAAAGAAAAAUUUUUAAAUUGAUUUUUUUGAAAAAUCCACGGUGAAAUUUUUUAAAAAUUGACGCCAUUUUUCGAUAAAAAAAUGAUUUUAAUGUUUAUCUUAUUUUUUCAUGUAUCAAAUUGAAAGUUUGAUAACUGUUCCAAAAUAACUGAAAAGAGGGCAAUUCAAGCUUCCAAAUACGGUUUUGAUCGAGUUUUUUUCGUUUAGUUUGAGCUGAAUUACGAAUUUUCAAAAAUAGAAAGUUUUUUGUCUUUAUGAAAUUACUCAUAAUUUCGACCUAGGAAUUCUCAUGAAAGUAAUUUUUACUUACAAAAUUCCUUUCGGUUUUUUCAUAACUCCCCAUAAGACACUAUUUGAACAUAAAACCGAAAUUUUUCAGGGGGUCACAUUGGGAUCUAUUUCUUGUAAGUCAAAUAAAAAGAUACAUAUAUCUUUGUUUACUAAAUACACUCUUAAACACACCUCGGCCAAGCUGGCCACAGUACAAUUUUUGGAAAAAUCUGAAUUUCAGUUUUUAGAGGUCAAAAAUAAAAAAAUCACAAUUUUUAGAAAACAAAAACUGAACAAUUCACAAUUUUUGUACUGUAAAAAGUUAGCGUAUAAUUUUUUAUAUUGGAAACCACGAUUUUGGCCGAGGUAUGCCCUUAAAUCUCUUUUAAAUUUUUUAAAAAUACACUUAUUUAUACUUUUUUGACACUUUCAGACAGAAGACAAAAAAAUUUUAAAAAAUUCGCAUUGGUGAGGAAUCGAACCAGGACCUCUCGGACAAUAAAAAUCCGAUUAUUUUAUGCUAAUUUGUGUGUGUGCGCGCGCAAAAAACAUGAAUUGACCGUAAAAACGUGAUUUUUUGAAGAUGAGGGACCCCGAAAAAUUUUUUUGAAAGUAGUCAAAUCUACGUAAAAAGGCACGAGGAACAUUUUGGAACCGGUUAGAAAGAGCGGAAAUGACUCCUGAGCAAUGUUUAUAUAGGGCGAAAAAAAAAUUUUUUUUAGAAAAAAUAUUCGAAAUGCAUACUCUUUUCCAUCGAAAAGAGCGUCAAAAGACGAGCAAAAUGCUUUUUUGAUCAUCGAAAAAUAUGAAUUUUAACCCUACUUACGAUAAAUUUUCGAAAAACAAUGUUCCCCUUCACCCGGUCCCACCAAAUUGCCGAAACGAUAUUAUGAUCUCUAACCUGGUGGAAAAAGUUCCCCACCCAUGGGGCUUACUAAGAAAAAAAAUUGGGCCGAUUCUGAGAUCAUGACUUUUUUGUCCGAGACUCUGUUACAAAGUUUACAUUUUUACAAAAAGUGUCUUUUAAUUUUUUGCUCCAGCUGAUCAAAGACUGACGCGUUUUGUGUAGGCAGGAGAAAAUGCGACUUUUUUUUAUUUCGCAAUAUUUUUCUAUAAAAUUGUGUACAUAUUAUUACUGUAUCUAAACUACAGUACUCUAUCGGACUUUCAAUUCACUGAAUUUCAAAGGUUUGAAAUUUCCAGAAAAAUAUUCUAUAGUGUUUUUUUCAGAUUUUUAAAGGUCAUCGGAGAAAUCCAAUGUGAGAGCAAAAAUGCUUUUUGCAAAUUUUUUUGCUGGAAUGAUUUGAGAUUUGAAACUUGAAAACAGAGCAUUCAGUAUAUUUUUCGACAAUGAAUUUAGGGUAACACAAAGACCAAAAAAUAUACGACGAUAAUUCCAUUUUUUGUAAAGAAAAGGUAGGUCCAAAAAUUUCUUGCCUAAUGUAAAUAUUAUCUUUAAAAUUUUCAGAAUUUGACCAUGUUACUUACUGUAUCUAAACUACAGUACUUCUCAAAUUCAAUUUAUAAGAAAAUAUGUUUUUUGUGCCUCAGCAUACAACCCAGUUUCGAGCAAAAUUUUAGGUAAGCUGAAUUUCUUCUCAAUUUUUUCAAUCAAUAUUUUUUUCAGAUUAUUGUUGAUCUACCUACUCAGAGCCACAAAACGGGAACAAAUUUAUGUAUUGAUGGAGAAAAAAGUUGGUUUAUUUUCAUUUAUUUUUUUAAUUUAAUGGAGCAGAUUUUUUUUCAGUUUUUCAAAUCUGUAACUUCGGAGGUGAUCCGUAUGGACGCAAAAAAGAGAAGAAAAAAAAAGUAGGUCGAAAAUUUUCUACCUAAAAAUGUUCAUAAAAUUUUUUUCAGAAUUUAAUCAGAUCUUACUGUAUCUACACUACAGUACUUCUCAAAUUCAGUUUUUCAACAAAAAGAACAACCUUUAGCGAGCCACAGAACGGGAACAAAAUGUUUGUUUUUGAGGUCAAAGUAGGUUGAAAUAAUUUUGUUCUGAAAAAAAUUAACAGGAUUUUUUUUCAGAUUUCAAAAGCCCAUGAUGGUGACGAAUUUCAUGUUCAAAAUUCAAAAUUGUACGAACAUAACAUUUAAGAAAAAGUAGGUCAGGUUCAUUUCAAGUUUUUUCGAAAAGUAGUUUGAUUUUCUACAGAAAUAUUCAACUGUAUCUACACUACAGUUCUUCGAUUGAUAUUUUACUUAUCUAAUGUGAAAAGAAGCCAAAUUGGUGAUAUCAUUGUGUAAGUUACAAUAAGCUUCAAAACACAAAUAUAAUGAUAUAUAUUUGCAGGUCCUUCAGUGAAUUACAAAAUGGGACCAAAAAUUUAGAAAAAAAAAAUACAGUAGGUUUUGGAUUUUUUUGUAGAAUAAAACUGUAUUCCUAUUUUUCAGAUCUCAGCAAAGUCAAAAAAAAAAUAA
Caenorhabditis angaria is the source of this 5640-nucleotide messenger RNA. The record is from the annotation of a GenBank genome assembly. Lineage: Eukaryota; Metazoa; Nematoda; Chromadorea; Rhabditida; Rhabditidae.